This is a messenger RNA of Eleginops maclovinus (Patagonian blennie), 4874 nucleotides long. RefSeq names its product heat shock protein 12B (gene hspa12b). Bases 1994 to 4054 code for a protein of 686 amino acids. The record is from RefSeq and is a predicted model, not a curated record. The transcript is spliced from 18 exons. Lineage: Eukaryota; Metazoa; Chordata; Actinopteri; Perciformes; Eleginopidae.
UUCGCCUCGGGAUUCAACAUGCUCUUCCUCUGCAGAGAAAGACAAACAAGAGUAAGAAAAUCAUUCUGUGGACAUGAAAUAAUUAUUUUCUUUAACCAUUCAUUUCUAGAUUAAGCAAUUGGUCUUGAAAAGAUCAAAAGGAAAAUCCAUCCCAUCCAUUUUUUAAAAUCCAAUGACAUUUUUUUAAAGACUGAACCCCAAAGAUUAUUAAUUGAAUAAUAUGUAAAAGCAGAAAUCUACAUAUUUGAGUCGCUGAAUACACACAGUUUCGUAUCAGAAUGUAAUUGUAUGCAUCUUUGACUCACCGCCACUUCCUCCAGGUUGUGGUGAUCGUUGACGGACAGACCGUUGAGCUGCUGCUGCAGCUGCCCCACCCCCUGGUUGUUGAGGUCACGUGAAGGGAUGAACCAAUCCUGGUCCUCCUCUUCCAACAUUUCCUGGAAGCAGCGCUCCAAGAACUCCUGCUCCAAGAGCUCCUCUUCCACCUGGAGGGGGGGCAGAGGGAGAGAAAAAUAAAAUAGAAAGAUGAGUGUCGUGAUUGGUGGGCAAAAGAGCAAGGGGAGGAAUGAAGGAGAGUAAUUGUACGACAAGUGGGUUAAAGGUCCUAUAAAGAGGAAUCCUCUCUGUAAUGUAGUGGCAAUUGAUUCAUUCAAGCGAGCAAGAGAAAAGGUUGAGAUAGAGAAAGAGAAAUGGAGGGUGGGGGACUCCAAAAAAGCAAAUUAAAAUGCAAGUAUUUAUAGAGGAAGGCCUCAGUGAGUGAAGAGACAGGAGGAAGGAAGGGGAGGGGGCUGAGUUUGGUAAGACGCAGCAGGACACGUAGGAAGGGGCAGCACAGCAAGAAGAAGAAGAGUAAGUGUUAGGUUGAGAGGUCGAUGAUAAGUAACGCAAUGCAUUUUGGAAAAACACAAAAUAGCGCAGACACCAAGUAAAAACAAAUACGAGUGGAAUGAAACUACGAAGGACCUCUCAAGUUCUCAAUCUCCAAUAAUGGAAUAUUAAGAAUUGUCCAUGGUAUAAGCACUCGCCUGUCUGUUAUACUCCUCUUCGUUCUCCAUCCACAUGUACUCAGCGAAGGGGUUGGCGUCGCUGCCCUCUCCUGCGUGCCCAUUGGCCACCGGCUCCUUCCCCUCCUUCCCUGGAGCUCCGCCUCCCGGUGUCUUGGCCACCUCUGGACCACUCAUCUCUGCCGGCUCUGCACGACAACACAGCAAACAGCUAGCAUCCCCCUUCCCUCCACCAAUAACAACAGACUCACCAACUUAAAGUGCUCACAGGGGGAAUCGGCAAACCAGCUGUCGGGGGAAAACGUCUCUUUUCCGGUCCCGGACGUCACAGGAAAACCACACAGUAAACCAAUUAUUCUAUUAAUCUCCAAUUUGCUAAAUAAACACGUGUCUCCUUUUACAGUUUGUUUGCGGUUUUGUCUUAAAAAAAAAAAGAGAGAUCCACGGUUUCUCUGCCGAAACGUCGAGGGGGAAAAACGUUGUGUCGUGGGUCGGCGUUUGUCCAGCUGUAUAGCUCGGACAUUGGCUGAAAUCUACGUCAGUCAACGCUUCCUAGUGAUGCUAUUCGUCCAGACGACCACACGCCCCGUCCACCACAUUUCACGUGUUGGAGGGAGAACAAGAUGUGUGCAAGAAUUAAAGGUUACACAAGGACUUCCAGGGUCCCAGAGAUAAUAUGGAAUUCAUGAGAGGAAUGCCGGCAGGGGUUCCUUCCUGUCAGCUGACUCCAUUACUUCCUGCGUUGGGUUUCCUGCGUCUGGACCUCCAAGGAGAAGGGGAUUUGAAUUUUGGGAAAUCUGCUUGCAUGUGGGAAAGUCUUAGGGAUUUUGGGAGAAGCAUCCUCUUGUAUCCAGUCCCAGUUUCCUCCUGUUCCUCCCCAUCUCCCUGGCUGGAAACGGUCUCCAAACUUUGUACGGCGGAUUUUUUGGAGAGGCAACAAAGGAUAGAGGGUUGCAACAGCAUAGAAAGAGACCCUGGCUCCUGUAAAGAUGGCUGACGAGGUGCAGCCUGACCCCGGCAGCCUGCAGAUACCCGGUGAUAAUUCAUCAACCCCUUCAUCGCCAGCCACAGCUCGAAAUGACUGCAGCAUCACACCCCUCACACCCUCUCCCUCACCGCGGGUGGAGGUCAGACCCCGGAUGUCCUGUCCUUUCUCAGUUGUCGUGGCGAUAGAUUUUGGGACGACCUCCAGUGGCUACGCGUUCAGCUUCACGCAGGACUCGGAAGCCAUACACAUGAUGAAGCGCUGGGAGGGCGGCGACCCCGGGGUGGCCAAUCAGAAGAGCCCGACAUGUCUGCUUCUCACCCCUGAAUUGAAGUUCCACAGUUUUGGGUUUGCGGCCCGGGACUUUUAUCAUGACCUGGACCCGGAGGAGGCCCGGCACUGGCUCUACUUUGAUAAGUUCAAGAUGAAGAUCCACAGCACAAGUGACCUCACCAUGGAGACAGAGCUGGAGGCAGUCAACGGGCGGAGGGUCAGGGCCAUCGAGGUGUUUGCUCAUGCCCUGCACUUCUUCAGGGAACAUGCUUUAAAGGAGGUGAAGGAGCAGUCGUCAUCAGUGCUGGAGGGAGAGGAGAUCCGAUGGGUGAUCACCGUCCCCGCUGUGUGGAGACAGCCUGCCAAACAGUUCAUGAGAGAGGCUGCAUACCUGGCUGGUCUUGUGUCUCCUGAUUGUCCGGAGCAGCUCCUCAUCGCUCUGGAGCCCGAGGCUGCGUCCAUUUACUGCCGCAAGCUCCGCCUCCACCAGGUGCUCGACCUGAGCUUGCAGCCAAUCACAAACGGCUUCGACCUGGAAGGCUCCCGGCCCUUCGACUCCAGCUUCAGACAAGCGAGGGAGCAGCUGAGGCGAUCCAGACACAGCAGGACCUUCCUGGUGGAGAGUGGAACCGGAGAGUUGUGGUCUGAGCUGCAGACCGGGGACAGGUAUAUCGUUGCAGACUGUGGAGGAGGAACCGUGGACCUGACGGUGCAUCAGAUCGAGCAGCCGCAGGGAACACUCAAAGAGCUCUACAAGGCUUCAGGAGGUCCACACGGUGCCGUCGGAGUCGACCUGGCCUUCGAAGCCAUGCUGUGCCAGAUCUUCGGAGAGGACUUCAUCCAGAGCUUCAAGUCCAAGCGCCCGGCAGCCUGGGUGGACCUCACCAUCGCGUUUGAGGCGAGGAAACGCACAGCGGCGCCGGGCAGAGCCAACGCCCUCAACAUCUCCCUGCCUUUCUCUUUCAUCGACUUCUACAAGAGACACAGGGGGCAGAGUGUGGAGGCUGCCCUGAGGAGGAGCAAUAUGAACAUCGUGAAGUGGUCGUCCCAGGGGAUGCUGCGGCUCACACAGGAAGCCAUGAACGAGCUCUUUCAGCCCACCAUCGGCAAUAUAGUCAAACACAUCGAGGCGCUGAUGGCAAAGCCGGAGUUGCAAGGCGUGCGUUUCCUCUUUCUGGUCGGUGGAUUUGCCGAGUCGCCCAUGCUGCAGAAGGCAGUCCAGAGAGCAGUUGGGCGGAAGUGUCGCAUCAUCAUCCCCCAUGACGUUGGGCUGACCAUACUGAAAGGCGCCGUGCUCUUCGGGCUGGAUCCCACCGUGGUCAGAGUGCGUCGAUGCCCCCUGAUCUACGGCGUUGGCGUCUUGAACCGCUUCGUGGAGGGACGCCACCCUCGUGACAAACUCCUCAUCAAGGACGGCCGCGAGUGGUGCACAGACAUCCUCGACCGCUUCGUCUGCGUGGACCAAUCGGUGGCUCUGGGCGAGGUGGUGAGGCGCAGCUACACGCCGGCUCGCCUGGGGCAGCGGAAGAUCAUCAUCAACAUCUACUGCAGCCCCACAGAGGAGGUCACCUACAUCUCCGACCCAGGGGUCAGGAAGUGCGGGACGAUAACUCUAGACCUACCAGAGCCGCUUCCCCUACCGGGAGCAGUGGGAGGAGCCGGAGGAGGAGGACCGGAGAGGAGAGAGAUCAGAGCCACCAUGCAGUUCGGAGACACAGAGAUCAAAGUCACAGCAGUUGAUGUCAUGUCUAACCGCUCCGUCCGGGCUUCCAUAGACUUCCUGUCUAAUUGAGGAGGAGCACGAAGAGGAGAACAGGAAAAAACUCAUUCUUGGGAGGAUAAUUGUAGAAUAUUAAGCGGUACUUUGGGAGUGGGAGACAUUGUUUUCUAUUUGGACUAUGCAUUCACAUCCUGAAAUUCAGACAUUUAUGCUUUACAUUUACUCAGAGUAGAAGAUAAACAUUUAUUCAAACUUAGCCUUCUUUUAAAACGAGUAAGCAUCUCCUGAACUUUAGGGUAGCACCCUUAUUUAAGCUAGUGGAGGACACAUCCCUUCUCCAAUGAACAGAUGCCUUCUAAUAAUUCAACCUGUCCGUAUUAUGCUACCUAGAGUGAGACUUACUCACAUUACAUUUUGUAUGAACAUUCUUCCCUUUUCCCUCAUAAUGAAUCACACAGGGAUGUCAAAGGGGCCCGAUGAUACCUCAUUCAUACUUUUCCGUCCAUAUACGAGCCAUUGACUACAACUACCUGGACUGCCGCUUUGUUCCUGAUGCGACUGUGGUCCACCUAGUGGUGGAAGACUGAACUACAGGCUUAAAAUCAUCUGGGAAGCCGCACUUAACGACCCUUACAAGGAAGGACUGUGGCAUUAUUGCAAGAUGUGCAAGUUACUCAGACCUUACAUCACCAUUCAGGUGUAAUGUUUAGUGUUGGACAUCUUUCACUAGGACAGGACACAGAAACAUGUCUUGAGUAAACUUGUCUUUAAAUACGAGUCAGCUCCUUAAGGGGCUUAAGCCUUGAUCAUGCUGGGUCACAUUAAAUGUGUCUUAAUGUUCUGUGUAAUAAACUGUACUGUUAUGCAUGCAAGUAAAAGACUACAAACCACA